AUGUUAAGACGAAUAGUGACAUGUGCUUGUUUGAUAUUGGUUGUGCACAGUUUUCUCAUCGAUGAUCGUUCUCCAUUCACUUCACUCGCCAAAUCCAUCUUCAACGUUCUCAAAAUCUCUCGAAAAGAAAGCCCGGUGGAUAUGGAAAAAGCAGAAUGUGCAGAAGCGCCACCAAAGAGCCGAUUGCCGAGUAAAAAAGAACUACAAGAAAUGCUAGAGAAAUCGGAGGCUGAUGAUUAUAAAUAUACGAAACAUGAAAGAAAAAAGAGACAAAUCUCACGACAGAGCUACCAACAAUACUUGGAAAAUCUCGCCAAAGCUGAUUAUGAUGUGAGAAUUGAAGAAAGAUGGCAAAAUAUUUUGUAUCCAUUUGGUGGAUGGGCGAUGGACGAGCAAUUGAUGGGGCAAGCUGGCAGGGAAACACAAGCAAAUCUCGGCUUUGAUUGCCCGUUUUUUGGUUUCAGAUUUAACUAUACAUUUGUCUAUCCAAUGGGUAUGAUCUCAUUCGCGCAACCGCCAUUUGUCACUCCGCCUUUUUCUUUUCCCAAUCCAUCAUGGCCCAAUCAACGAGAUCAUUCAUUUAUUGCUCCAUUUUACGCGGAUUCAAUCUUUCAAUGGAUUGGGAAUACAAAGAUUUCAAAUGUUUUCUUUCGCUCAGUGCAUAGGCCAAGAUUAGAUAAUGAUGACUUUUAUGAUCCUUCUCUAGAGAUAAACGAUCGAUUGUACUCACCGGUUGACAUAUGUCUU
Mesorhabditis belari is the source of this 747-nucleotide messenger RNA. The record is from the annotation of a GenBank genome assembly. NCBI's taxonomy places the organism in Eukaryota, Metazoa, Nematoda, Chromadorea, Rhabditida, Rhabditidae.